This is a messenger RNA of Cyprinus carpio (common carp), 3058 nucleotides long. Its product is annotated as histone H4-like. Lineage: Eukaryota; Metazoa; Chordata; Actinopteri; Cypriniformes; Cyprinidae. Gene Ontology annotation, cellular component: nucleosome. The record is from RefSeq and is a predicted model, not a curated record. Gene Ontology annotation, biological process: nucleosome assembly. The coding region runs from base 59 to 370 and encodes 103 amino acids. The transcript has 3 exons. Gene Ontology annotation, molecular function: protein heterodimerization activity; DNA binding; structural constituent of chromatin.
GACUCUGAGUAUUUAGACAUUCUGGUACGAGAAAAAAAACAACUGUUUUGAUAUAACAAUGUCUGGAAGAGGUAAAGGCGGUAAAGGACUCGGGAAAGGAGGCGCUAAGCGUCAUCGUAAGGUUCUGCGGGAUAACAUCCAGGGCAUCACCAAACCCGCCAUUCGUCGUCUCGCUCGCCGCGGCGGAGUCAAGCGUAUCUCCGGUCUGAUCUACGAGGAGACCCGCGGUGUGCUGAAGGUGUUCCUGGAGAACGUGAUCCGCGAUGCUGUGACCUACACCGAGCACGCCAAGAGAAAGACCGUCACCGACAUGGACGUCGUGUACGCGCUGAAACGACAGGGACGCACUCUGUACGGCUUCGGAGGAUAAACACAUUACUGUUCUCAACAAAACCCCAAAGGCUCUUUUAAGAGCCACCCACAUCUAUGAAAAGAGUAUGUCUAUUAUUAUUGUUAUCAUUAGUGUUGUUAUGGUUUAGAGUGACUUAAUUGCAAUGCACACUUUAAUGUUUCUUUGUUUCACAUAAUAGAAUAAAAUAUAUUUUAUGGGGAAAAAAAAACGAAUUAGAGUUGCUUAUAAAAAUAUAUAUAUAUAUAUAUAUUUCAAGGGAUUUAUCUGAUACGUAUAUUAAGAAAUGCUUCAUGGGUCCAUUCAAACAGAGUUUCUUUGACGCAAAGUAGUGAAACGUUUUGGAAACAUACCUGUUUAUCAUGAAUGUAAGCGGGAGAGUAAGACAAUGAAACGGUGCUUGUAUGGAGGGCUAUUCAGGGGUGGAGACUAUGGAGCGGGUGUCUACGCAGCCCGCCUUUUCCCCCCAAUUAGAUACCCGCUAAGACAGUCGUUGCGUAAAUGCACCCAAUCACAGAGAACUAUACUCCAGCCAUUUCACAUGAGAAGGGCGCCAAAGAGAGUUUGACCAUUUUGUGUAGGAAAUACGAAGUGAAGGGAAGAGGGCGCUGGUCUGACUAUACAUAUUCGAAAGCUGCAGCACAUUUUUAGCUUUAUUUUCAUUUCUUCAUGAUGGCACACACGCGCGAGGAAGCUCUGCAGACGACCUCAGACAGUGAGGAAGAGUUUACCUGUUCUUCAGAAGACGACGAAGAUAUGGAGGACGAAAGCUUUCAUUUUAAGAAGCGAUUUGAUAUAACAAAGGAUACAGUUUGUAACGAGAACGUGGCGCCUUCAGGUGCAUAUCGCACAAGGGCAGCAAGUAAGCGUCGUUCAGUUUUCAGUGCUGUUGACAAUCUAAACCAAUGUAAGCGUGACAGUGACCAGAUGUCUGCUGCAAAGAAAGCCAGGACUCUUACAUGGAAAGCAGAGACUGAUGUUGACCGGGUUGCACAGACUCUGAGAUUCCUGCCUGCUCGGGAACCUGGACCGCACUUGUCUGCUGCUGACUCGCGCUCUCCCAUGAGUCUUUUCAAACUGUUUUUCACAGAGAGCGCCGUGACAAACCUGUGCCACAACACAAAUGCUCAGGCUGUCAGGGCAAUUGCAAAUGGCUGCAAGUACAAAUGGACAGAUGUCAGUGUUGAUGAGCUGUACCGCUACAUCGGACUUAUAUUCUACAUGGCUUCGGUGAAGAUGAGCUCCAUCGCUGACUACUGGCGGCAGGACAGUCUUUUCUCUCUGCCUUUUCCCGCCACAGUUAUGCCAAGGCACAGAUACCGCAUCAUUUCCUGGAACUUACACAUGAGUCACCCAGACGCAGACAAGGAAAAUGACAGAAAGAGGGGCACAGCCCAACAUGACCGUCUGUUCAGGAUCAAACCCCUCAUGAACACUAUUCGUCUUGCGUGCAAAGCCUUCUAUCAUCCUAGAAGAAACUUAGCUGUGAAGGAGAGAUUGGUGGCAUGCAGAGCAAAUAUAGGAAUGACGGCGUACAUGAAAGCCAAGCUGACAAAGUUUCAAGUUUGUUGUCCUUUCAGACUCAUCAAAUGGAUAUACUGUGGACUUCUCUGUCUACACGGGCAAGAAUAGCUUUCCUGCAGACCGUGGGCUUUCGUAUGAUGCGGUGAUGUCUCUCCUGGACUGUAAAGUUUUGGGCUCUGGGUACCAUGUGUACAUGGAUGAUUUCUACACGAGUCACAAGCUCUUCACCGACUUGUUUGCUCUGAAGUUUGGUGCUUGUGGGACGUACAGAGACCAGAGGAAGGACUUCCCGAAGACUGCAGCUAAUUCACUGAGCAGAAGCUCCAGCAGGGGAUCCAUCAGGUGGAUUCGGGACGGGCCUCUUGUUUGUGUGAAGUGGAUGGACACGCAAGUAGUGUCUGUUUGUUCCACCAUCCAUGCUGCCUAUACAGGAGAGCAUGUGCAAAGGAAAAUCAAAGCACAAGAUACAUGGAAGACGAAGUCUUAUUCGUGUCCUGCACCUGUGACUGCAUACAACCAGCACAUGGGGGGUGUUGAUCUGUCCGGUCAGCUGCUGCAAUACUACGCUGCGCAGCACAAAACCAUGAAGUGGUACAGAAAAAUCUUCCUACACUUCUUGGACAUUGCCGCCAACAACGCUUUCAUAUUGUACAAAGAGCUGCAAGGCAACAUGACUCACGAUCAGUUCAUGGAGGAGCUUAUCGCAGAGCUCUGUGGCGCGUCACAGAAAGCAGCACCAAAACAGUUUAGCACAGACCACGUGCCAAUUCCAGGAGCUAAACUGACUUCAGACGUCAGAAGAAUUGCUUCUGUCGGUCGCCGGAUCUGUGUGCAUUGCAAAGCAGUGCAUGGAAAGAAGCUACAAACACCUUGGAAAUGCAAGGCUUGUGACGUUCACUUGUGUCUUCAGUUGAACAGAAACUGUUUCCAGGAAUGGCACAAAAGUCUGUGAUUUUGUUGAAAUGUAUCAUAGUUUUUCCUGCUUAUUAUAAACCAUUUUCAGCAUUGUUAAAUAGAAGCUCAUGAUAAUAAUUGAUAACAAAUUGAGUUGAUUUCUGAAGGAUCAUCGGAUUGAUCAAGACUGGAUUUAUGGCGGCUGAAAAUAUAUGGCAUUUAUAGUACUUCACUACAUUACUGUAUUUACAUCUUACUCUAUUUUUGAUCAAAUAAAUUCAAAUAAAUAAA